CCCCCCAUUGCCUGCUAGUAGCAUUAUGCGUUUUGUCACUUUUUUAAAAAUCCCCUCUCUGACUCUGACGUAAGCCUCUACACUGCAGCCCUGUUCAACAUUGCAACAAUACAAAUCCCCUGUGAGCAGGUAGUCAGCAUGUUUGCCCACAUGUUGGCCCUAUAGCGUAGCAGGCUGGAUAUUGUAGUAAUUUACAAUUGAGUCGUGACCUCUCGCGUUCUUACAUCAUAACGAGGAAAACCACGUAUCCCAGCAUGACUUUCUUUAGCCAUUUAGUUACCCAAUGGAUGCUCGGUGCGCUUAUUCAGUGACCAAUCGGGGGGUAGCCUAAUCUUUUAAUUCUAAGAGUUAAAUACCACGAAAAACGUUUUAUCAGCGCAAUUUACAUCAAUUAGUUUAUUAGCCUAGUGUGGGAAGCGCUUGUGCGAUCUGCAAAGCUUCAUUUUGGUCAACAAGUGGUUGGCACGAUCAACAGAGACAGAUUCCAGGUUUUUGUCAGCACACAGGGGCAGCAGCUCGACAUGCUAUCGGGUAUGCGGGUCUGUGUGCCCUCCGCUGCAGCUCUAUUCGGCUCGUUGUGCCAUGGCUGUCGCAGCUGGGCACGAAGUUUGUCAUUCCGGGGUUUUAGUUGGUCGCCCCGAAAGAUCAGCCGGUGGAACAGUCAAGAUUCCAUUGACCUACCUCCUGCGGAGAACCCACGAAUUCUCAUCACAGGUGGCCUUGGACAGUUAGGUGUGGGGCUUGCAGAAAUCCUGAGGAAACAGUACGGAACAGAAAACGUUAUCCUAUCGGAUAUCAAGAAGCCUCCCCCAGAAGUGUGCAGAAGUGGCCCGUUUGUGUAUGCUGACGUGUUGGACUUUAAGAACCUCAGAGAGUUGGUGGUGAAUAACCGCAUCACCUGGCUGGUGCAUUACAGCGCACUACUCAGUGUUGUGGGAGAGGCAAAUGUGGCCCUGGCACGCAAGAUCAAUAUCACAGGGCUUCAUAAUGUGCUGGACCUGGCUCUAGAGAGCUGUUUACGUCUCUUUGUCCCCAGCACCAUCGGAGCCUUUGGCCCUUCUUCUCCCCGUGACCCUGCACCUGACCUGUGUGUCCAGAGGCCUCGCACCAUUUAUGGGGUUUCCAAAGUGCAUGGCGAACUGAUGGGGGAGUAUCUUCAUCACAAGUAUGGACUGGACUUCCGCUGCCUACGCUAUCCUGGCGUCAUCUCCGCUAACACACAGCCUGGGGGAGGAACAACAGACUAUGCUGUCCAGAUUUUUCACGAUGCCCUCAGCACGGGUCACCACGAGUGCUAUUUACGCGCUGACACGCGUCUGCCGAUGAUGCAUGUUGGUGACUGCCACCGUGCGACUGUGGAGUUCAUGCAGGCCCCGGAAUGCCAGCUGUCGCUGCGCACAUACAACAUCGAUGCCAUGAGCUUCACCCCUGAGGAAGUGGCCACGGAAAUCCGCAAGCACCUGCCCCACCUCAAGGUCACCUAUAACCCUGACUCUGUCCGCCAGACAAUUGCGGACAGCUGGCCGGUGAGGUUUGAUGACUCCAACGCACGGAGAGAUUGGGGCUGGAAGUCGACAUAUGGGCUUGAGGAGCUCGUCUCAGACAUGCUGAGCUCCAUCCGUGACAAGAGGACCAACGCCGGACUGCCAGUCAGCUAGCAGGUCCCGCCCACAGAGAGUGACUUACCAAUCACUAUUCCCUUAAGUCCGCUUCAGCCUGGGUCUGCCUAUCACAACAGACCCUCUUUCCUUAGCAUCAUCUCCAAACCAGGACUCUUCUGUAAAUCAGGAUAAUAUUACACCAAUAAACCAGGGACUAUUUUCAAACCGGUCAUCUUCAGCCAGAUCCACUCAACUUUCCACAACAGUGGACACUGACACCACAGACACACACACACACACACACACACACACACACACACACACACACACACACACACACACACACACCACACACAAGUAACAGGCAACAAGCACCCUCUCAUAAUAGCAGAUUUACUCUCUUCAGGGAACCAUACUGUCAACCAUUCUCUUAUGUUGUGACUGUCUUCAGUUUCUGUUUUAAAUGUGAUAGAGAAUUUUAAUAUCAUAGCAGGUUUAACAUAGGCCUUAAACGUCUGGGGGAAAUAGGCUUCAGGCAAAUUAUUUUACAUAUAGUUAGUCAUAACCCUACCUUCAGUUUCCAGUAUCUCAAGGGGUUUCAUUUACAUUUUACAUUUACAGUACGUCAUUUAGCAGACAGUCUUAUCCAGAGCGAUUUACAGUUAGUGCAUUCAUCUUAACAUAGCUAGGGGAGACAACUACAUAUCACAGUCAUAGUAAGUACAUUUUUCCUUAAAGAAGUUAUCAGCAAAGUUAGUGCUAAUAGGAAAUGUUCCUCCUUGCCUGCUGUAUUAGGGUAGUAUAGAGGGCACAGUGAUUUCCUUCCUGGCCUGCUGUGUUAGGGUAAUAUAGAGGGAACAGUGAAAUGACACAGGAGCAGUGAGAGAUAUAGGGACAACUAUCAGAAGAAAUAGAAAAUCCACAAUGUUUACAAAAGGCCUGCCUUUACAACACAACUUCAGUACAUUUUCAAACAUCUCCACAUUUCUUUACAGUCAGUGUGAUUUUGGGUACCAAAUAAAUUCAGAAUUGAAGCCUUAUUUUUAAUUGACAACUAAUUAGAAAUAUAUUUGUGAGUAAUGAACAAAUUGCAGUGUACUUUUGAUCAUAAAUUGAAUAAAUCUCUUAAUUUGCUCA
Molecule: messenger RNA, 2738 nt
Organism: Oncorhynchus tshawytscha (Chinook salmon)
Lineage: Eukaryota; Metazoa; Chordata; Actinopteri; Salmoniformes; Salmonidae
Product: L-threonine 3-dehydrogenase, mitochondrial
Exons: 9
Coding region: 522-1658 (378 amino acids)
Biological process (GO): L-threonine catabolic process
Molecular function (GO): L-threonine 3-dehydrogenase activity
Source: RefSeq, a predicted model, not a curated record